Solea senegalensis (Senegalese sole) is the source of this 3201-nucleotide messenger RNA. RefSeq names its product P2Y purinoceptor 1-like. The record is from RefSeq and is a predicted model, not a curated record. The transcript has 3 exons. Gene Ontology annotation, biological process: G protein-coupled receptor signaling pathway. Gene Ontology annotation, cellular component: membrane. Lineage: Eukaryota; Metazoa; Chordata; Actinopteri; Pleuronectiformes; Soleidae. Gene Ontology annotation, molecular function: neuropeptide receptor activity. The coding region runs from base 1389 to 2246 and encodes 285 amino acids.
AACAUAAAAGUAAGUUAUUAAAUAAAUAAAUAAAUAAAUAAACAAAUAAAUAGCUGAGCUGUAUUCUUGGGGAGACCACAAAGAAGAGCAUUACAGUAAUCAAGUCUACAAGUAAUAAAAACAUGUAUUAAUGUAUGAGUUGGCCAGAAAGAGAAACUGUAAUGCUUUGGCAAUGUUUUUCAGAUCAUAAAAAUAAGUUUUGAUGCAUUUUUUUAUGUGUGCUUCAAAGUUCAAAUCCACGUAUAAAAUGACACCAAGGUUGUUUGGUGACUUGUUUGGCCAGAUUUAGCGCCAACACAAAGUUUCUCUGUGGCUUUCAGGGCCAAUAACUAACACCUCGGUUUUGUCCUAAUUGAGCUGGUUUUGCCCAAUCCAUAGUUUGUUUAAAAUGGCAUCAAUUGUCUCUGUGUCAUCAGGAGACGCGGCAAUGUCAAUCUAAGUGUCCUCGGCAUAGCUAUGGGAAUGUUAUGUUAUGCCUUACCGAGAAGUAACCGGUAGAUAUGAAAAAGGAUGGACCUAAAUUUGAACCUUGGGGAACAGUUCGGCAUUGCUCGAUUUGAUUCCUGUGUUGGACGUCAUGCUCAUGACCCUUCCAUUGACGACACUCGGUGUCAAUGUAAUAUUUAGUAUCGACUCAACUCGCUUGGAACCUCAUCAGAACAGGUGAUAAAAAGUGCCAAAAAAAAGUACCUGUUGUGGUACUAUCACUGGUGGAAAAGCAAAAAGCCUAAUUACUAUGACCUUUUAGUUAUUUAUUGUAGCGGAAAUAGGCUUAGAUAUAGGAUUAUGAGCCUAUGUGUUGUUUUUUGUAAUCUGGCAGUAAGGGGGAGCUAGUGAGUGACAUGUGUAUAGAUUGUGACAGAAGCGUCCAUGAAGAAGAGGCUACUCGCUGCUCAACGAGACUUCUAGCAUGUGUACCGCGCGCAAGUUCGUGGGAAAAUUUAGCGGACAGCGGUUGAAAACCGUCUCUGUCAAACUAAUUAUGUUCCAUCGCAGAUUCAAAUUGUAAAAACUGCGUUGCGUAUGGGAAAUAAUAUUGUAGCAAGACUGAGCAACCUGCUAAAACGUCCUGUACGACUCGGACCGGAAGUUACCUCACUUUCCAGAGACUACGUCACGGCCAGGUAGAGAAGUGAAACCUCUGUCGUCCAGGAUGGAAAACUCGUUCGACAGUUGAAGGUGUAGAGGUGGAUGUGUACGGCUGAGGUAUUUCCCCACCAUGGUCAUCCUUUCAAGCAGCAGUCCACAAUUAUCUCCGUGGAGCGUCUCUGGUGAGGAACUCAUCACCACCAGAGGGAGACUCGUACCUUCCUACAUGAUAAAGCACCUGUAGCACCCAAAAAUGAAUCAAAUUAUUUAUCAUUGGCCUCAUUGCAAAUGGAUGGGGAAUGAAAUCCUUGCCACGGAAAUGGAAGAAACUGGGAAACAUCAAUGUGUUUGUUUUUAACCUUGGACUUGCAAAUAUUUUGUAUCUGCCCACGCUUCCAUUUUUGGUGAAUUAUUACUUUCGAAGGAGUGAAUGGAUCUUUGGAGCUACUUUCUGCAAGAUAACAAGAUUCUGCUUCAACCUGAAUUUAUAUGGCACCAUCGAGUUCCUUACUUGUAUCAGUGUGUACAGGUACCUGGCUAUUGUUCAUCCUUUGAAAGUAUUGGGAAGAAUAACUGUCAAGCAUUCGGUCGCUGUCUCAGUCCUGGUUUGGCUGUUGGUGGGUGUCCAAAGUCUUCCAGACAUGUUCUACUCCAAAACCAAAAAGGGCCAAAACAAAUGCUAUCACACCACUUCUACAUACUAUGUUGAGGAUUAUCUGAAAUACAGCCUUGGAUGGACACUGACUGGAUUUUGUAUCCCAUUCCUCAUCACACUGGGCUGUUACGGACAUGUGAUUGUUGUAGUCUUCCGCAAAAAUACCACUGACAAGAUACUCAAACAAAGAAUCUUAAGGUUUUUGUUCAUCUUGAUUGUCCUUUUCUCAGUUUGUUACAUCCCCUAUCACGUAUUGAAGAAUCUCACCCUCACAUCAAGAGUUCUGCAAAAACAGAGGAUCUGCCAUGGAUGGUCCAAUGGAGUCCACAUUGCUCAUCAGAUAAGUCGAGGCCUUGUGUGUUUGAACAGUGCUCUCAACCCUCUGGUUUACCUGCAUGUCAGUGAGGACAUUCCUGAUCAGUUCAGACGGCUGCUGCAGCGAGUCUCUCACAUGUUCAACUUUUCGCCCGUGGCACAAAAUGCACCCGAAGUUCAAAUUUAGUGAAUAGGUUGGUCAGCUGCUCAAAAUGAGUGAAAUGUUUUCAGUUCAAGUGUUGUUCAUGAGCCUGUUGCCACAUGUUGUCAAAACUCUCAAAUAAGAAGAAAGAAAAUGAGAGAGUCCACAGCUCUUAAAUUGUCACUCUUCAAGCUAGAACAGGUUGUGGGAAUGACAAGAAUGACAUGUUGUUUAAAGUGUUUAAAUGUUAUUUAACACGUAUCCACUCAUGUUCAGUGCAAUACUACUAUGGCUCAUUUACAAACAAUGUUUUUAGUAGUUUCUAGACUUUUUUGUGGUUUAACAUCAAACAUAAAAGCAGAGCUCUGACCCAGUUUCUUUUACAAAGAAUAGAAGAGGAAGUGCAUCAAUUUAGAAGAAGAAAAAAUAAUCUACCGUUGAUGCGUCCUAUUUUAAUUUAAGUGCCACCAAAGCAGAUGUCUUGUUCUCAUGCCAAUGUAACGGAUGCAUACAAGUAAAGCCUGUUAUGCUUAAAUCCAAAUCUCAAACAAACAAACCCCUACCUUUCUUUUAAAUCACGGUACUCUUCUUUGGUCUGGUUAUCAUUGUUAUCAUAUCAUCUGGGUGACUGUUCUAACCCUGCAGAUUUUUUGGAUCUGAUCAAAACCCCAAUUUUGGUUGCUUAACUACUUAGACAAAUUGACCUUUGGAGCCAGAUGUGUGAUAAAUAGAUUUUUCCCUCAAAAUGCCUUUGCAGGACAAUUGUGUGUGCACACACUGUAACUAGAAUAGGGUUUGUCUCACUUGAAUUACAGAGGAAACCUGUAAACUAUGAUAGAUUUUUACAGCUGACUUGGUACAAUCCAAAUUCUCUAAUAACAAAGCUGUUUUUCUUGCACCAUUAGACUUCUUACUUUUAUUUUAUUUUUUUCACUAAUACAUACCCAAGUUGUAAUUAUUCUUCACUCAGCUUUCUUUAAACUUUUCCAGGCAAGAACAA